This is a messenger RNA of Equus quagga, 14072 nucleotides long. RefSeq names its product apolipoprotein B (gene APOB). Gene Ontology annotation, cellular component: low-density lipoprotein particle; mature chylomicron; very-low-density lipoprotein particle. Bases 86 to 13774 code for a protein of 4562 amino acids. Lineage: Eukaryota; Metazoa; Chordata; Mammalia; Perissodactyla; Equidae. Gene Ontology annotation, molecular function: low-density lipoprotein particle receptor binding; cholesterol transfer activity. The transcript is spliced from 29 exons. Gene Ontology annotation, biological process: triglyceride mobilization; lipoprotein transport; cholesterol homeostasis. The record is from RefSeq and is a predicted model, not a curated record.
UCCCAGCUCGGGGUGCAGGGCGGCCGCCGUGCGCCCGUCCCCGCGGAGCCCCAGGCGCAGGGAGGGAGCCGCCCGCACGUCGGCCAUGGGCCCGCCGAGGCCCGCGCUGCUGCUGCCCGCGCUGCUGCUGCUCGCCGUCGGCGCCCGGGCCGAAGCUGAAGUGCAGGAAAAUGUGAGCCCCAGCUGUUCAAAAGACACAACUCGAUUCAAGCACCUCAGGAAGUACACGUACAGCUAUGAGGCUGAGAGUUCCAGUGGAGUCCCCGGGACUGCCGAUUCGAGAAGCACCACCAAGAUCACCUGCAAGGUCGAGCUGGACGUCCCCCAACCCUGCAGCUUCAUCCUGAAGACCAGCCACUGUACCCUGAAAGAGGGGUAUGGCUUCAACCCUCGGGGCAAGACCUUGCUGAAGAAGACCAAGAACUCUGAGGAAUUUGGGGCCGCCAUGUCCAAGUACGACCUCAGGCUGGCCGUUCCUGAAGGGAAGCAAGUUUUGCUUUACCCAGAGAAGGAUGAACCAAAACACAUCCUGAACAUCAAGAGGGGCAUCAUUUCCGCCCUGCUGGUUCCCCCAGAGACGGAAGAGGCUACACAAGUGUUGUUCCUGGAUACUGUGUAUGGAAACUGCUCUAGUAACUUUACCGUUAAAACAUGGAAGGGAAAUGUGGCAACAGAAAUAUCCAUUGAAAGAAACCUGGACAAGUGUGAUCACUUCAAGCCCAUGAGCACAGGAGUUAGCCCGCUGGCCUUGAUCAAAGGCAUGAUCCGCCCCUUGUCAACUCUGAUUGGUAGCAGUCAGUCCUGCCAGUAUACCCUGGAGUCCAAAAGGAAGCAUGUGUCAGAAGCCAUCUGCAAAGAGCAACACCUGUUCCUGCCCUUCUCCUACAAGAAUAAGUAUGGGAUGAUGGUACAGGUUACCCAGACUUUGAAAUUUGAAGAUACAUCUAAGAUCAACAGCCGCUUCUUUGAAGAAGGUGUCGAGGAGGUGAGUCUUGCCUUUGAGAGCACCAAAUCCACAUCACCUCCAAAGCAGGCCGAGGCCAUUGUGGAGACCCUCCAGGAGCUGCAAAAACUACAUGUCUCUGAGCAGAACGCCCAAAGAGCUAACCUCUUCAACAAGCUGGUUACUGAGCUGAGAAGCCUCAACCAUGUGGCAAUCGCCUCCAUCUUGCCAAAGCUGAUCCAGGUGUCCAGCCCCAUAACUUUACAAGCCUUGAUUCAGUGCGGACAGCCCCACUGUUACACUCACAUCCUCCAGUGGCUGAAAAGUGAGAAAGCCAACCCCCUUCUGAUAGAUGUCGUCACCUAUCUGAUGGCCCUGAUCCCAGAGCCCUCGGCCCAGAGGCUGCGGGAGAUCUUUAACACGACGAAGGAGCAGCAGAGCCGGGCCACUUUCUAUGCUCUGAGUCACGUGGUCAACAACUAUCAUAAGACAAACCCUACGGUGACCCAGGACCUGCUGGACAUUGCUGAUUACCUCUUGGAACAGAUCCGCAAUGACUGCACUGGCAAUGAAGAUCACACCUACUUGAUUCUGAGGGUCAUUGGAAAUAUUGGCAAAACCAUGGAGCAGCUAACCCCGAGACUCACGUCUUCAGUCCUGAAAUGUAUCAAGAGUACUGAGCCAUCACUGCUGAUUCAGAAGGCUGCCAUCCAGGCCCUUCGGAAAAUAGAACUUAAAGACGAGGUACGGGAAGUCCUUCUGCAGACUUUCCUCGAUGACGCCUCUCCAGGGGACAAGCGACUGGCUGCCUAUCUCAUGCUGAUGAGGAGCCCUUCCCAGUCAGAUAUUAACAAAAUCACCCAGCUUCUCCCACGGGAACAGAAUGAACAAGUGAAGAACUUUGUGGCUUCCCACAUUGCCAACAUCUUAAACUCGGAGGAAUUGCAUAUCCAGGAUUUGAAAAAGUCAGUGGAAGAAGCUCUGAAAACAUCUCAACUUCCAACUGUCAUGGACUUCAGAAAAUUUUCCCGAAACUAUCACCUUUCCAAAGCUAUUUCUCUUCCAUCGCUUGACCCAGUCUCAGCCAAAAUCGAAGGGAAUCUUAUAUUUGAUCCAAACAAUUACCUUCCUACAGAAAGCAUGCUGAAAAUGACCCUUUCUAUCUUCGGAUUUGCUCCAGUUGACCUUUUUGAGAUUGGUUUGGAGGGAAGAGGGUUUGAGCCAACACUGGAAGCUCUUUUUGGGCAGCAAGGAUUUUUCCCAGACAGUGUCAGCAAGGCUCUGUACUGGGUUGAUGGCCGACUUCCUGAUCAUGUCUCCAAGGUCCUGAUGGGCCACCUUGGCUACAGCAAAGAUGAUAAACGUGAGCAGGACAUGGUCAAUGGAAUUAUGCUCAACGCUGAGAAGCUGAUCAAAGAUUUGCAAUCCAAAGAAUUCCCAGAAGCCAGAGCCUACCUCCAGAUCUUGGGAGAGGAGCUUGGCUUUGUCAGACUCCAUGACCUCCAGCUCCUGGGAAGGCUGUUCCUGAAUAGCGUUCGCACUCUGCAAGGGAUCCCUCAGAUGAUUGGAGACAUCAUAAGGACAGGUUCAAAGAAUGACUUGUUUCUUCACUACAUCUUCAUGGACAAUGCCUUUGAACUCCCCACUGGACUUGGAUUACAACUGCAAGUGUCCUCCUCUGGAGUCAUCACUCCUGGAAUCAAGGCUGGGGUGAAACUGGAAGUAGCCAAUAUGCAGGCGGAACUUGUGGCAAAACCCUCUGUGUCCGUGGAGUUUGUGACAAAUAUGGGCAUCAUCAUUCCGGACUUUGCUAGGAACGGGGUCCAAAUGAACACCAACUUCUUCCAUGAGACGGGCCUGGAGGCACGAGUUGCCCUGAAAGCAGGGCAGCUGCAGUUCAUCAUUCCUUCGCCCAAGAGACCACUCAGGCUGUUCAGUGGCAGUAACACAUUGCAUUUGGUCUCCACCACCAAAAUGGAAGUGAUUCCACCUCUAACCGGGAACAGACAGUCCUGGUCAGUGUGCAAGCCUUUCUUUACUGGUCUGAACUACUGCACUACGGGCGCUUACUCCAACGCCAAUUCCACAGACUCUGUCUCCUACUAUCCACUGACUGGGGACGCCAGAUUUGAACUGGAACUGAGGCCGACGGGAGAAGUAGAGCAGUAUUCUGCCAGCGCAACCUACAAACUCCAGAAGGAGGGUGGAGCCUUGGUGGACACGCUGAAGUUUGUAACUCAGGCAGAAGGUGUAAAGCAGAACGAGGCCACUUUGAUGUUCAGAUAUAACCGGCAGAGUAUGACUUUGUCCAGCGAAAUCCAAAUUCCCAAUUUUGACGUUGACCUUGGGACAAUCCUCAGAGUUAGUGAUGAAUCCGCUCAGGAAAGAAAGUCUUACAAGCUCACCCUGGACAUUCAGAACAAGAAAAUCACUGAGGUCACCCUCACCGGCCAUGUAAGCUGUGACAGGAGGGAAGAAGGCAAAAUCAAAGGUGUUAUUUCCAUACCCCGCUUGCAAGCAGAAGCCAGAAGUGAGAUCCUCACCCAGUGGUCUCCUACAGGACUCCUCCUCCAAAUGGACUCGUCUGCGACAGCUUACGGCUCAACAAUUUCCCAGAAGGUGGCAUGGCGCUAUGAUGAAGAGAAGAUUGAAUUUGAAUGGAACACAGGCACCAACGUGGAUACCAAAAAAGCGGCUUCCAAUUUCCCCGUGGAUCUCUCUGAUUACCCUAAGAGCUUGCAUAUGUAUGCCAGUAGUCUCUUAGAUCACAGAGUUCCUCAAACAGACGUGACUUUCCGGCACAUGGGUUCCAAAUUAAUAGUUGCAACAAACACAUGGCUUCAGGAGGCAUCCAGCAGUCUACCUUAUGCCCAGAAUUUGCAAGAUCGCCUCAGUGGCCUAAAAGAAUCGUACCUCCAGAAAAUGAGAUUGCCAGACUUCCACAUCCCGGAAAACCUCUUCUUGAAAAGCGAUGGCCGGGUCAAGUACACCUUCAACAAGAACAGUGUGAAAGUUGAGAUUCCUUUGCCUUUUGGUGGCAAAUCCUCCAAAGACCUAAAGAUAUUAGAUAUGAUUCGGAAAAUAGACCUCGUCUUCAAGUCUGGGGGAUUAUACCUGCCAGCUCAAGAGUCCCAGGUCCCUCCCUUUACCAUUCCCAAGGCUUAUCAACUUCAGGUGCCACUCUUGGGUGUUCUGGACCUCUCCACGAAUAUCUACAGCAACUUGUACAACUGGUCCGCCUCCUACACUGGCGGCAACACCAGCACAGACCACUUGAGCCUUCAGGCUCAGUACCACAUGAAGGCUGACUCUGUGGUCGACCUGUUCUCCUACAGAGUGCAAGGAUCUGGAGAAACAACGUAUGACCGCAGGAACACGCUCACAUUAUCAUGUGAUGGGUCUUUACACCACAAAUUUCUGGAUUCAAAUAUCAAAUUUAGCUAUGUAGAAAAAAUGAGAAACAAUCCAGCCUCAAAAGGUUUGCUAACGUUCGAUGCAUCUAGUGCCUGGGGACCACAGAUAUCUGCUUCAGUACAUUUGGACUCAAAAAAGAAACAGCAUUUCUAUGUCAAGGAAGUCAAGAUUGAUGGGCAAUUCAGAGUCUCUUCGUUCUAUGCUAAAGGCGCGUAUGGCCUGUCUUAUCAGAGGGAUCCUAACACUGGGCAGCUAAACGGAGAGUCCAACCUGAGGUUUAACUCCUCCUACGUACAGGGCACCAACCAGGUAACAGGAAGAUAUGAAGAUGGAGCAUUCUCCCUCACCUCCACCUCAGAUCUGCAAGGCAUCGUUAAAAAUACUGCUUCCCUGAGAUAUGAGAACUACGAGCUGACUCUGAAAUCUGACACCAAUGGGAAAUAUGAGAACUUUGCCACUUCUAACAAGAUGGAUCUGACCUUCUCUAAGCAAAAUGCACUGCUACGUUCGGAGUAUCAGGCUGAUUACAAGUCACUGAGGUUCUUUGCCCUGCUUUCUGGAUCACUAAACUCCCAUGGUCUUGAAUUAAAUGCUGACGUCUUGGGCACUGACAAAAUUAAUAGUGGUGCUCACAAGGCAACACUAAGGAUUGCCCAAGAUGGAAUGUCUACCAGUGCAACGACCAACUUGAAGUAUAGUCCCCUGGUGCUGGAGAAUGAGCUGAAUGCGGCACUUGGCCUCUCUGGGGCAUCUAUGAAAUUAACAACGAAUGGUCGCUUUAGGCAACACAGUGCAAAAUUCAGUCUAGACGGAAAAGCUGCCCUUUCAGAGAUAUCAUUGGGAAGUGCUUAUCAGGCCAUGAUUCUGGGAGUCGACAGCAAAAAUAUUUUCAACUUCAAAAUCAACCAGGAGGGACUUAAGCUUUCAAAUGACAUGAUGGGUUCAUAUGCUGAAAUGAAACUUGACUACACAAACCAUCUGAACAUUGCAGGGUUAUCACUGGACUUCUCUUCAAAACUCGACAACAUCUAUGACUCUGACAAGUUUUAUAAGCAAAAUUUUAAUUUACAGCUACAGCCCUAUUCUCUUGUAACGACUUUAAACAAUAACUUGAAAUUCAGUGCUCUGGAUCUGACCAACAAUGGGAAAUUACGGCUAGAACCCCUGAAGCUGAAUGUGGGUGGGAACAUAAAAGGAGCCUACCAAAAUAAUGAAAUGAAACACAUCUACACCAUUUCUUACGCUGACUUGUCAGCAAGUUAUAAAGCAGACACUGUGGCUAAGGUGCAGGAUACAGAGUUUAGCCAUCGGCUCAGCACAGACAUCGCUGGGCUAGCUUCAGCCAUUGACAUCAGGACAAACUACAAUUCAGACUCACUGCAUUUCAGCAACGUUUUCCACUCUAUAAUGGCCCCGUUUACAGUGACCAUCGAUUCACAUACGAAUGGCAAUGGGAAACUGGUUCUCUGGGGAGAACAUGCUGGGCAGUUGUAUAGCAAAUUCCUGUUGAAAGCAGAACCUCUGGCCUUUACUUUCUCUCAUGAUUACAAAGGAUCCAUGAAUCACAAUCUUGUGUCCGAGAGGAGCAUCAGUACUGCUCUUGAUCACAAAGUCAGUGCCCUGCUCACUCCGGCUGAGCAGACAGGCACCUGGAAACUCAAGACCAAGUUGAAUAAAAAUGAAUACAGCCAGGACUUCAAUGCUUACAACACUAAAGACAAAGUCGGUGUGGAGCUUAGUGGCCAAGCCCUGGCUGACCUCACCAUGCUGGACUCACCUAUUACAGUACCAUUUUCACUCAGCGAGCCCAUCAAUUUAAUUGAUGCUUUAGAGAUGAGGGAUGAUGUUGACCAACCUCAAGAAUUCACUAUUGUUGCUUCUAUAAAAUAUGAUAAGAACCAAGAUGUUCACACAAUUAAUCUUCCAUUCUCUAAAAUCCUGCUAGAAUAUUUUGACAAGAAUCGAAUAGUAAUUGUAACUGUACUGGAAACUAUACAGAAAGAAUUGAAACGCAUCAAUAUUGAUCAAUUCCUGAGGAAAUACAGAGCAGCUUUGGACAGACUCCCACAGCAAGUUAAUGAUUAUCUGAAUGCAUUCAGUUGGGAGAGACAAGUUUCAAGUGCCAAGGAGAAACUAACUGCCUUCACAAAAUAUUAUAAAAUUACAGAAAAUGAUAUACAAAUUGCAUUGGACAAGGCCAAAAUCAACCUUAAUGAAAAACUAUCUCAACUACAAACGUAUGUGAUACAAUUUGAUCAGUAUAUUAAAGAUAAUUAUGAUUUACAUGAUUUUAAAACAGCUAUUGCUGGGAUUAUUGAUCAAAUCAUUGAAAAAUUGAAGAUUCUUGAUGAACAUUAUCAUAUCCGUGUUAAUUUAGCAAAAACAAUCCAUAAUCUAUAUUUGUUUAUUGAAAAGAUUGAUUUUAACAAAAUUGGAAGUAGUACUGCCUCUUGGAUUCAAAAUGUAGAUACUAAGUAUCAAAUCAGAAUCCAGAUACAAGAAAAAUUGGAACAGCUGAAGACACAAAUUCAGAAUAUAGACAUCCAGCUCCUUGCUGAAAACUUAAAACAACAAGUUGAAGCUAUUGACAGCAGAGUGCUUUUAGAUCAGUUGAGAACUACAAUUCCUUUUCAAAGAAUAAUGGAAAUUAUCGAGAAUGUCAAGUGCUGUAUUAUAACUCUUACUGAAGAUUUUGAACUAACUGAAAAGAUUGAUGCUUUUGGAGCCACGAUCUAUAAGUUAAUUAAGAUGUAUGAAAUAGACCAACACAUCCAGGUUUUAAUGGAUAAUUCAGUACAGUUGGCCCGCCAAUAUAAGUUGAAGGAAACUGUUCAGAAGCUAAGCAAUGUCCUACAACAAGUUGAGAUAAAAGAUCACUUUGAGAGAUUGGCUGAGUUUGUUGAUGAUGCUGUCAAGCAGCUUAAUGCGUUGUCUUUUAAAAAAUUCAUUGAAGAAGUGAACAGAUUCCUUGACAUGUUGGUAAAGAAAUUAAGGUCAUUUGAUUACCACAAGUUUGUCAAUGAAACCAAUAACAAAAUCCAUGAGGUGACUCAGAGAAUCAAUGGUGAAAUCCGGGCUCUGGAACUUCCACAGAAAGCUAAAGCACUGAAGAAACUAUUUGUAGAGCACAUCCAAGCUAUGACCUCAGACCAUCUGGAAAACAUAAACAACACCAAAAUAACUAUAUUCCUGGAUUAUUUGCAGGAGGCCUUAAGUUCAGCCUCUUCAGGUUACAUCAAAGCCAAAUUCCAAGACAUCCUAGAAGACGUACGAGACCGAAUGUAUCAAAUGGACAUUCAGCAGGAAAUUCAGCGAUACCUGUCCCUGGUAGGCCAGGUUUACAGCACACUUGUCACUUACAUUUCUGAUUGGUGGAGUCUUGCUGCUAAGAACCUUACUGACUUUGCAGAACAGUAUUCUAUGCAAGCCUGGGCUGAAAACCUGAAAGCAUUGGUAGAACAAGGGUUCACUGUUCCCGACAUCCAUACUACCUUCGGGACCAUGCCUGCCUUUGAAGUCAGUCUCCAUGCUCUUCAAGAAGCUACAUUCCAGACUCCUGACUUCAUAGUCCCCCUGACAGAUUUGAGGAUUCCAUCAGUUCAGAUAAACUUCAAAAAGUUGAAGGAUAUAAAAAUCCCAUCCAGGUUUUCCACGCCGGAAUUCACUGUCCUCCACACCUUCCAUGUUCCUUCCUUUACAAUUGACUUGAGAGAAAUAAAAGCAAAGAUCAUCAGAACCAUUGACCAAAUGUUGAACAGUGAGCUACAGUGGCCAGUUCCGGAAGUGUACCUGAGGGAUCUGCUGGGGGUGGACACCAUUCUUGCUGGACUCACUCUGCCGGACUUCCAUUUACCAGAAAUCACAGUUCCAGAAUUCAUAAUCCCAAACCUUGACCUCAAAGAUGUUCAAGUUUCUGACCUUCACAUACCAGAAUUCCAGCUUCCCCACAUCUCACACACAAUCGAAGUACCUACUUUUGGCAAGCUAUAUAGCAUUUUGAAAAUCCAGUUUCCUCUUUUCACGUUAGAUGCGAAUGCUGAUGUUCAGAAUGUAACCACUUUAGUGAACAAGGCAGAGAUUGCAGCUUCCAUCACUGCCAAAGGAGAGUCCAAGUUAGAAGUUCUCAAUUUUGAUUUUCAAGCAAACGCACAACUUUUAGCCCCUAAGAUUAAUCCACUGGUUCUCAAGGAAUCCAUGAGAUUUUCCAGCAAGUACCUGAAAACAGAGCAUGAGAGUGAAGUGCUAUUUUCUAGAAAUGCUAUUGAAGGAAAAUCAAACACAGUGGCAAAUUUACACACAGAAAAAAAUACAGUGGAGCUUAGUAGUGGUGUGCUCGUCACAGUAAACAAUCAGCUUACCCUGGACAGCAACACAAAGUACUUCCACAAAUUGAACAUCCCCGAACUGGACUUCUCCAGUCAGGCUGAUCUGCACAAUGAAAUCAAGACGCUGUUGGAAGCUGGACACAUAGCAUGGACUUCUUCUGGAACAGGGUCAUGGAAAUGGGCCUGCCCCAAAUCUUCAGAUGAGGGAACACAUGAAUCACAAAUCAGCUUCACUGUGGAAGGACCAAACACUUCCUUUGGAUUAUCUAAUAAAAUCAAUAGCAAACACCUAAGAGUAACCCAAAACUUGGUUUAUAACUCUGGCUUCUUCAACUUUUCUAAAUUUGAAAUCCAGUCACAAGUCGAAUCCCAGCAUGUGGGCCACAGUGUUCUAUCUGCUAAAGGCACAGCCCUGCUUGGAGAAGGGAAGGCAGAGCUAAGUGGCCACCAUGAUGCUCAUUUAAAUGGAAAAGUUAUUGGAACUUUGAAAAAUUCGCUUUUCUUUUCAGCACAGCCAUUUGAGAUUACUGCAACCACAAACAAUGAAGGGAAUUUGAAAGUUAGUUUUCCAUUAAUAUUGGUGGGGAAGAUAGACUUCCUUAAUAAUUAUGCACUGUUCCUGAGUCCACAUGCCCAGCAAGCAAGUUGGCAAACCAGUGCCAGGUUCAAUCAGUAUAAGUACCAUCAAAAUUUCUCUGCUGGAAACAAUGAGAACAGCAUCGAGGCACACAUAGGAAUAAAUGGAGAAGCCAACCUAGAUUUCUUAAACAGUCCUUUAACAAUUCCUGAGAUGACUGUACCUUACACAACACUCACAACUCCUCAGGUGAAAGAUUUCUCCUUAUGGGAAAAAACAGGCUUGAAAAAUUUCUUGAAAACAACAAAGCAAUCAUUUGAUUUAGGUGUAAAGGCUCAGUAUAAGAAAAACAAAGACAAAUAUUCCAUCCAAAAUCCUUUGGAUGUGUUUUAUGUGUUCAUCAAUUCCUUCAACAGGCAUUUUGAGAAAGCCCGAGAUGAGUCAUUAGAUUUUUUUACCAGAUCCUAUAAUGAAGCAAAUAUUAAGUUUGAUAAGGACAAAGUUGAAAAUUCCCUCAACAAGCAGCCCAGGACCUUUCAAAUUCCCGGAUACACUAUUCCAGUCAUCAACAUUGAAGCAUCUCCAUUUACAGUGGAGAUGUCGACAUUCAGCUAUGUGAUCCCAAAAGAGAUCAGCACCCCCAACUUCACCAUCCCGGGUUCUGGCUUCUAUGUACCCUCAUAUAAGUUAGUCCUGCCAUUGCUAGAACUGCCAGCCCUUCAUGUCCCUAGGAAUCUUCUCGAGCUUUCUCUUCCAGUUUUCAAGGUAUUGAGUAUCCCACACAAUAUUUUAAUUCCAGCCAUGGGCAAUAUCACCUAUGAUUUUGCCUUUAAAUCAAGUGUUAUCACACUAAAUACCAAUUUUGGACUUUAUAACCAAUCAGAUAUUGUUGCUCAUUUCCUUACUUCUUCUUCUUCUGUCAUUGAUGCACUGCAGUACAAAUUUGAGGGCACCUCAAGUUUGACAAAGAAAAGAGGGUUGAAGUUGGCCACAGCUUUGUCUCUGAGUAACAAAUUUGUGGAAGGCAAACAUGAGAGUGCCAUUAGCUUAAUCAAGAAAACCAUGGAAGCAUCAGUGACAACAAUUGCAAAAGUCCAAAUUCCAAUUUUGAGAAUGAAUUUCAAGCAAGAACUUAGUGGAAAUACCAAGUCGAAACCUACUGUCUCUUCAUCCAUUGAAUUAAAGUAUGAUUUAAAUUCCCCCACACUGUACUCCACUGCUAUAGGGGCAGUUGACCACAAGCUUAAAUUAGAAAGCCUCACCUCUUACUUUUCCAUUGAGUCAUCUACCAAAGGAAAUAUCAAGGGUUUGGUCCUUUCACGGGAAUAUUCAGGAACUAUUGCCAGUGAGGCCAACACUUACUUGAAUUCCGAGGGUACUCGGUCUUCAGUGAAGCUGCAAGGGGCUUCCAAAGUUGAUGAUAUCUGCAACCUUGAAGUAAAAGGAAAUUUUUCUGGAGAAACAGCUAGCCAACGCAUAUAUGCCAUCUGGGAACACAAUAUAAAAAAUCACUUACAGCUAGAGGGCCUCUUUUUAACAUCUGGAGAGCAUACAAGCAAAACCACACUGGACCUCUCCCCAUGGAAAAUGUCAGCCCUUAUUCAGGUCAACGCGAGUCAGCCCAGUUCCCUCCUUGAAAUCAAUUAUCUUUUACAGGAAGUUUCCUUGAAUGCUAACACUGAGCACCAGAAGGUCAGCUGGAAAAGUGAGGUCCAGGUUCAUUCUGGGUCUCUCCAGAACAAUGUACAGCUUUCCAAUGGCCAAAAAGAGGCACGCCUUGACGUUGCAGGUUCCCUAGAAGGAUACCUACGGUUCUUCAAAGAUAUUGUCCUACCAGUUUAUGACAAGAGCUUAUGGGACCUCCUUAAGUUGGAUGUAACCACCAGCAUUGAUAGGAAACAGUAUCUUCGUGCCUCAACUGCCCUUGUGUACACCAAAAACCCCAAUAAGUAUUCUUUCUCUAUCCCUGUGCAAGAAUUGGCUGAUAAAUUUAUUAUUCCUGGACUGAAACUAAAUAAUCUGAAUUCAGUUCUCGUCACACCUGCGUUCCAAGUCCCAUUUACUGGUCACGAGGUUCCAUCCUACACACUAGACUUAAGUGAAAUAAUAAUCUACAAGAAGCUAAGUACUUCGCCGUUUGUACUCAACAUACCAACACUACCCAAAGUGAAAUUCCCCGAAGUUGAUGUGUUAACAAAAUAUUCUGGACCAAAAGACUCCUCAGAUCCCUUUUUUGAGAUAACUGUGCCUAAAUCUCAGUUAACUGUGUCCCAGUACACUCUUCCAAAAAAUAUUUCAAUUGGCAAUACUGUUUUGGAUCUAAAUGAGGUGGCCAGCAAGAUUGCAGACUUCGAGCUGCCAACCAUCACUGUGCGUGAGCAGACUAUUGAGAUUCCUUCCAUUACAUUCUCUGUACCUGCUGAAAUUUCCAUUCCUUCCUUUGGAGCACUGACUGCACGUUUCGGGGUGGCCUCACCCCUGUAUAAUGCCACUUGGAGCACUGGUUUGGAAAACAAAAAAGAUCGCAUUGAAACAUUCCUGAGUUCCACGUGCAGCUCAACCAUACAGUUUCUGGAAUAUGACCUAGAUGUUGUGAGGACACACAAAAUUGAAGAUGGCAGGUUAGUCUAUGAGACCAAUGGAACAUUUGCACACCGGGACUUCAGUGCAGAAUAUAAAGACAGCAAACAUCAAGGACUUUGGGACUGGAAAGACGAGAUUCAGCUUAACAUCACCAGCCCAACACUCACUGAUGUCCGUCUGCGCUACCAAUCAAGUGAGAAUAGCCUCUCCUCCUCGGCAGCCUCCCCAGCCAUAGGCACUGUGGCCGUGCACUUGGGAAAGGAUAAUGGCAUCUUCAAGUGGAACUUCUUCUACCGCCCUCAGUCCUCUCCAGAUAAAAAGCUCAACAUAUUCAAAACUGAGUUGAAGUAUCAGAAAUUUUAUGAGAUCAAAGUUAACUGGGAAGAAGAGGCAGUGUCCAAAUUGCUAACCUCUUUGAAAGACAAUGCACCCAAGGCUGUAGGGGCCCUUUAUGACCAUGUCAACAAGUACCACCAGGAGCACACAGGACUCAAUCUGAGAGAUGCUUCUCUAAAACUGAGAAGAAGUCUGCAGAACAGUGCUGAUCAGGCCUAUCAAGGGGCCAUGAGGCAGAUUGAUGAAGUGGACGUGGACCUCCAGAGGAUGGCCAUGGGCACCACUAGAACCUAUGAGCAGUGGAAGGACAAGGCCCAGAAUCUAUACCAGGAACUGUUGGCUCAGGAAGGCCAAGCCGAUUUCCAGAGACUCCGGAAUAAGACCUUUGAUAGAUUAAUAAGAGUUACUCAGGAAUACUGUGUGAUAUUCAAGCAUCUGAGUGACUCAUUCAUUGAUUACCUGAAUUUCACUAGAUUCCAGCUCCCAGGAAGAGCCGGGACAUACACUACAGAUGAACUCUGUACUAUGUUCAUGAGGGAGGUAGGGAACAUACUGUCCCAGGUACAUUCAAAAAUUCAUAAUGGGUUAGAAAUGCUGUUUUCCUAUUUCCAAGACCUGAUGGAGAAAUCUGAAUUAAUUAAGGACCUAAAGAUUAAAUUUCCUUUUGAUUCAAGAAGCCAUAAACUAAUAGAUGUAAUCUUGGAGUAUGGGAAACUGUUGAAAUCUGUAUCACAAUGGGUCCCAAAGGCAUUUAAUUAUCUGCAGUCUAUCAAGAUUACAGAGAUGCUAAGUGAUCUUCAGAGAUCUUUACAAAGUGUUUGUCAAGAGAUAGAAGGAGAAAUUGAAUACUUAAAGGAGAAGAAAUUUACUUAUCUUAUUAAUGAUAUCCAACAUGAGAUCAAGACAAUCUUCAACGAGUAUAUUACAUAUGUUUUUGGAUACCUGAAAGAAAACCUAUACCUUAACUUUGGUAAGUUUAAUGAACUUGUUCAAAACAACCUUCAGGAAGCUUCUCAAGAGUUACAGCAACUCCUUCAGUAUGUAAAGGCUGUUCACGAGGAACAUUUUGAUCCAAGUAUCGUCGACUGGACAGUGAAAUAUUAUGAGCUUGAAGAAAAGGUAAUCAACCUGAUCAAGAACCUAGUAGAUAUCCUUAAAGACUUCCAUUUCAAAUAUACUGUUAGUGCUGCUGACUUUGCUUCCCAACUUUCAAGUCAAGUUGAGCAAUUUGUGCAGAAAGACAUCCAGGAAUAUCUUAGCAUCCUUGCUGAUGCAGAUGGAAAAGGGAAAGAGAAGAUUGCAGAGCUUUCUACCAUUGCUCAGGAAAUAAUUAAAAGCUGGGCUGCUGCAAUGAAGGAAAUCAUUUCUGAUUACCACCAGCAGUUCAUAUAUAAACUACAGGAUUUUCCAGAUCAACUCUCUGAUUACUAUGAAAAAUUCAUUGCUGAGUCCCAAAGAUUGAUUGACCUGUCCAUUCAAAUAUACCACGUGUUUGUGAAAUAUAUCGCUGAGUUACUGAAAGAGCUACAAUUGGCCACAGUCAAUGACAUGAAAUCCUACAUAAAGAAUGCUCCAGGAGAAUUUACUAUCACCUAAUUUUUUUAAAGCAUCUCACUUAUUCUUAUGCUCCAGUUAAGCUUUCACAUAGUAGGGAAAAAAUUCAAACUACAUAUAUUGAUAUAACCAUACACUAAGCCAGCCCUGUGGCAGGCAGCUGACUACAAGCAGGAGCACAUAUGAAUUGGACCUGCACUGAAGCUAGUAUCAGAUCUCUGAAGGUCUUUGAACGCUGGGAAACAUUUUUUUGCAAGUUAGGGAAAAUCAGGGUCUGAGUUAUUUUGCCAAACUUAGGGGGAGGGAGAACAAAUAAAUGAAUUCUUUAUUGUAUAUCAUA